UCUUGUUUUGAAUUGAGAGCUAUCGCUAUGGCGCCGAGAACUCCACGCCGCGUUUGCGAUGUUGAUUUCUCCAGGAAGGCGCACGAGCAGCAGCCCCCGCUCCACAAUCGCUGGCAUCCGGACAUCCCUCACAUUGCCGAGGUCCAGGAGAACGAGAUCUUCACUGUGGAGAUGAUGGAUUGCGCGGGUGGAGCGAUCCGCAACGACGAUUCUGUGGCGGAUAUAGAGGCUCUGGAUCUAUCAGGGGGGCACUAUCUGAGCGGUCCUGUGCGCGUUGUGGAUGAAUCGGGCGCUCCAGCGAUGCCCGGCGACAUCUUGAUGGUGGAGAUAUGCGAUCUGGGGCCGAUUUCUGGGCAGGAAUGGGGCUUCACUGCGAUCUUACCUGGGUUUGGAUUUCUAAGCGAUCGCUUUCCAAAUGCGACCAAGGCGAUCUGGGAUUUCGAAGGGAUCUUUGCAUCGUCGAGACACAUCCCAGGCGUUCGUUUCCCAGGAAUGGUACAUCCUGGACUAAUUGGCACAGCUCCAUCUAAAGAACUUUUGGAAGCUUGGAACGCUCGAGAGAAAGCUCUGGUCGACACUUCUUCUUCACCACUAGUAGCAGCACUUCCAACAAAACGAAAUGUUCUACUUGGCACGAUCGAAGAAGGCAGCCCGGAUUGGGAAAGAAUUGCCUCCGAAGCCGCAAGAACAGUCCCCGGCCGAGAAAACGGUGGAAACCUCGACAUUAAAAACCUCUCCAGGGGAUGCAAAGUCUACUUCCCCGUGUUCGUGGAGGGUGCUAAUCUCAGCAUGGGAGACAUGCACUUCUCCCAGGGUGACGGCGAGAUUGCUUUCUGUGGAGGGAUCGAGAUGAACGGAUUUCUCACGUUAAGAUGCGAGAUUUUGCGUGGUGGAAUGAAAGACUACAUGAGCCCAACGAAUCUACACGCGCAACCAUUCUUCGAGAUCGGGCCUAUCGAGCCUCGUUUCUCCGACUGGCUGGUUUUCGAAGGAAUCAGCGUGGAUGAACACGGACGACAGCACUACCUCGACACGACCUUGUCUUUCAAGCGAGCAGUCCUCAAUGCCAUCGAGUACCUCUCGAAGUUUGGAUACACAAGAGAGCAGAUCUACCUCCUUCUGUCAUGCUGCCCUUGCGAGAGCAGGAUCUCGAGCAUCGUCGACUUUCCAAAUGCUGUGGCUACCAUCGCAAUUCCCACAGCAAUCUUCGAUCAGGAUAUAAAACCAAAGAAGAAAAGAUGAUUCUGAGAGAGUGCGAAUCUAAUAUAGGCUCCCUGGUUAUGGUAACUAUAUAACUUGCAGUCUAGUUGCUCAAGAUUGGGCCUGUGGGGCCUCGUUUCUCCGACUGACUAGUUCUCGAAUGAAUCACAGCGUCGUGGAUGAACAUAGACAACAGCGCUACUUCGACGAGACGUUGUGCUUCAAGCAAGCAGUCAUCGAGUACCUCUCAAAGUUGGAUACACGCGAGAUCAGGCAAUUAAAAGCUUUCACGCUGGUUUUAAGCUCAA
Molecule: messenger RNA, 1508 nt
Organism: Selaginella moellendorffii
Lineage: Eukaryota; Viridiplantae; Streptophyta; Lycopodiopsida; Selaginellales; Selaginellaceae
Product: putative formamidase C869.04
Exons: 7
Coding region: 28-1242 (404 amino acids)
Molecular function (GO): hydrolase activity, acting on carbon-nitrogen (but not peptide) bonds, in linear amides
Source: RefSeq, a predicted model, not a curated record